This is a messenger RNA of Cottoperca gobio, 3136 nucleotides long. RefSeq names its product palmdelphin-like. Lineage: Eukaryota; Metazoa; Chordata; Actinopteri; Perciformes; Bovichtidae. Gene Ontology annotation, cellular component: cytoplasm; membrane. Gene Ontology annotation, biological process: regulation of cell shape. The record is from RefSeq and is a predicted model, not a curated record.
GACAGAGAGAGAGAGAGAGUAGAGAGAGAGACAGAGAGAGAGACAGAGAGACAGAGACAGAGAGAGAGAGAGAGUAGAGAGGGGGAGAGUCUUCCCAGUUACUCUGAAUCUCUCUCAGCCUACACUAUCUCCCAACACAACCUCAGGCUCAGUAAUGUUGAAUGCGCUGUGCGAGUGAGCUCUACCUUCCUCACACGCUCUGCUAUCACCUGCUCGAGGACACACCACCACACACACCCGGCCAUCAUGGAUGAGGCUGGCCUGCUGAAGGAGAGGCUCCAGGCGAUCACGGACAAAAGAAGAAUCCAGGAGAACAUCUCUAAGAAAAGGAGAGAGAUCGAAGAAGAGAAAUUAAAACUCCAGUACAUGAAGAAGAAAGCCCUGAGGGAGCAAUGGCUGAUGGACGGUCUGAGUCAGCAGGAGGAGGAACAGGAGGCCAUGAGGCUUCAGGCUCAGGAUGAACAGCAGCAGAGUGAUCAGCUGCAGCGCAACAUCCUCAGAAUAGAGAAGGAGAUUGAGGCCUUGGAAACACAGGAGCUCGACAUCUCUACCAAUGAAGAAGCAGUCCUGAAACGGUUAAAAGAGGUGGAGCGGACGGCCGAGGACAUUAUUAAGGAGCUCAACGCAGAGUUCCAGGCAGAUGUGACGCAUCAUGUCCCCUCGCCACUCUCAGAUAUCACAUCAUUCAUCCCACUGAUACCAACAAAAAGCCCUCCCAUACACAGGCCUGGUAGUGAAGAACCAAAGAAAGCUACGUUUGCGAUGGAGAUCAGUGUGGAGCAUGAUAAGAGAACAGGGAAAAGUCAGGUGGUCUCUACUACAACAAUCACCCCAGAAAGCACCCGGGAGAGGGGGUUAAAGGUUUAUGAUGAUGGCCGCAAGUCUGUAUAUGCACUGCAUCCAGACGGAGGCAAGAUGCACAAUGGAACAGUUGGAGAGAUGACGUCUACAGAAGUAGAAGAGCUGCUGCAUCAGGCCACAGAUAAGAAAGUCCCCACUGAGGUGCAGUACCAUCAGCCUGUCUACUCUGUACCCUACGCAGAGAGCAGCGGGCCUUCCACACCCGGGGAACCAAAUAAAACAUCAAGACAAACCCCAACAUCCAGCCCCAGCCCCAGCCCCUUUCAGAGCUCAGUCUCAUCCAGAAAUGGAGCUGAAAUCCUCAGAGAGGAAAGCCUGGAGGGAUGGAAAACCCCGAGCAAAACACCCAGCCCUAGCCUCAUCCAACAAGACUAUGUCAGAGUCCAAAGACCUGGAGAAGAAACCAAGCUGCCCUACUGCCACAUUCCAGGACAAUCGUCAGGUGACAGGCGUCUUAUUUCACAGCCACACUUAAGUGCUAAAUCUCCACAAGGACUCACCAACUGCAAGACGGAUGCAAGCAGUCCAAAGCCAGCGGCUCUUGUCUCCGUCAGAGCCCGAUCUGAUGGAAUGCCAGAACCCAUACAGCCAUUCUACCUGGGAGUAGGUAGCCGCAGUCCUUCAAGAGCCAGCCACAAGUCUGAAGUUGGUCCCGAUGCCUCAAUGGAGAGCUCUGAUGAUUUUAACAGACUGUCACCCUUCUGUGCUGAGAGCAUCAACUCACAGAACCUCCCCAACACCCUGCCAGAGGAGCUAGAAUCCGAACCAGUCACCAUGAUCUUCAUGGGCUAUGAGAAUGCUGACGAAGACGAAGACAUCCAGGCUGAGCUGGUGAUCAUCGGCAACAGCGAUGAUGAUGAUGAUGAUGACAACGAGGCCAAAUGUGGUAUAAAGGAAAGUGGAGGGAAAGAGUGUGUCUCAUACCAUCCAGAGGGAUACAAGAGCCAAGUCUUCCAACCCAAAGUGGGAAUAGCCAAGGUUACAGGCUGCAGUGACUUUAUUGAGUAUGCCUCCACAAACUGGGAAGUAGGGCUCCAUAAACCAACAUUCAGCCACAAGUCUGGAACGCAGAGUCCCUACCUGCAGGGGCAGAGGGUGGAGGAAUCUGCCAACAAAGGCAGCAUAAAUAUGGAGGAGAUGAAGCUCUGUUCAACAGGAAGAUGAGAUGGAAGUUCAUCCCUUCCUGAGAAACUGGGUCGUUGAAGAAGAAGAAGAAGAAGAAGAAGAAGAAGAAGAAGAAACGUAGGAGAAUACUUUAGAUGAUUUAUUAAGUGAUUAUUUUAUUCUUUCUGUAUUUUCACAAUGUUCAUAGGUCUCCAUAGGUUUGAAAAUAUCUCCUAUUGCUAUGCAGUGCUCCUCAGCCGUACUCUAGAUGCCUUCUUCAUGCAAUAGGAAGGCAUUAACCUUUCCACUUGUUCCAUUUGUUGCAAAAAGCCAAAUCCUGCCAUGUCUGUGCCUCGUCCUAAUUUAAGAAAACUGCUGACAGCCACUGACAUUGUGUCCUGUCAUUGUUCCUCUAGAGGAUUCAGUUAAGCUCUAUUGCCACCUCCUGGAAAAUUAGCUUCAUUAAACAGUCACAUGGACACAGACGAUGUUAAAGCCUGACCAUCUUUUGGUACCACUGUUAUGAAUGGUUUCUAAGUUGUACAAAAUAUAUGAAUAAUGGUAAAUUAAAACUUUAUAGAUUAGCAUUAAGCUAAACAACAUUAUUUGCUAGAGAUGAAGCCUUGUUGGUGCCUUACAACCUCUUCCAGUAUAAAUUGCUUUGCCUCAUUAGGAAGACUGUUUUAAAGGUCAGGUAGUGACUUAACAUCAGACCUAGUGGCUUUUCGUGAGUUACCCGUGACCUUUUACUGCUAACCUUUUUGUAUGGUUAAAUGUAUGAUCAUUAAUGGCUUACACACUUUCUAACUAGUCAUCAAGUCUGAAAUUGUUAAUAUAUUUUGGUGCUGUUUUCUUUCUGUUUUUAGUUUGGGCCUCAGAUGAAUCUUAACAUUUUACUAAAUAGUUCUUCCAACUUUGUUAAGUUUGUUUGUCUCUUUCCUGUUUCAACAUGACACAUCCUUGUGCACAAAGCCAGCUAAAUAAAUGUUAUGUUUGGUUACUGUUGCACCUCACUGUUUCUAAAUGAAUAAUUAAGGCAUUUGUCCAAAGUAGUGCCUUUAAUUUCUUCAAAUGAAGGUGUUAAUCAUGCCGCGCAGUGGACGAACAGGUUGAAUUUCAUCCUUAACUCUGUAAACUAACAGACCCAUGUGCCAUUACUUCCUGUGAUUAA